Micropterus salmoides (largemouth bass) is the source of this 4572-nucleotide messenger RNA. It is a transcript of the gene dnajb2, whose product is annotated as DnaJ heat shock protein family (Hsp40) member B2. Gene Ontology annotation, molecular function: Hsp70 protein binding. The record is from RefSeq and is a predicted model, not a curated record. Bases 354 to 1601 code for a protein of 415 amino acids. NCBI's taxonomy places the organism in Eukaryota, Metazoa, Chordata, Actinopteri, Centrarchiformes, Centrarchidae. The transcript has 9 exons.
GUUCUAGAGACGCUCUUCUCUCAGCUGAUGGUGACGUCGCGCGUGCGGAUUAGACCAGCACACGAGGCAAACAGGACUGACUGUCUGCUUGUCCUGUGGAGUGGACCGCUGAGGCACAACGGUACACUGCAGACAUAUUGUGUUGUUAGAGAGUAAUUGUGUCGGGGCGGUGGAGAGGAAGGAGAGAAGGCUGUCUGUGUGGCUGUCACGAAGAAGAGAGGGGGAGCGCGUUCCGGAGGCACCGCUAUAACAAAUAAUUCACUGUCGCGCGAAACCGGGGGACAGACGGCUGAGCUGCCAGUCAUUAGGCAGAACUGACGCGGGCGGUGUGGUGAGGAGUGACAGGAGGCAAAAUGGUGGAUUACUACAACAUCCUGGGAGUGUCCAAAACAGCGUCUCAGGACGACAUCAAGAAGGCGUACAGGAAACUGGCACUGAAAUGGCAUCCAGACAAAAAUCCAGACAACAAGGAGGAAGCAGAGAGAAAGUUCAAAGAACUAGCUGAGGCCUAUGAAGUCCUAUCUGACCAGAGCAAACGUGACGCAUAUGACAGAUAUGGAAAUGACAGAGUGCCACACCGAGGCUCCUCCAGCUCAGACUUUUCCUCAGAUUUCCCAGGGUUCACCUUCACAUUCCGCAGCCCAGAUGAAGUGUUCAGAGAGUUUUUUAGUGGGCAGGAUCCCUUCGCUAGCUUCUUUGAUGACUUCUCAUCCUUUGGAGGCUCAGCCUCUCGCCUUGGCCCCAGCCGGUUCUUUUCUAUCCCUUCAACCGGAGUUGAAUUCACCUCCUUCUCCUCUACCUUGGGUGGUCUGGAUGGGAUGGACAGCAUGGGCGGAGGGAUGGGCAGCUUCAAAUCAGUUUCUACCUCUACUCGCAUUAUAAAUGGCAAACGCACCACUACCAAGAAGAUAAAGGAGAACGGGCAGGAAAGAACCGAGAUUGAGGAGGAUGGGGUUUUAAAGAGUGUCCUAAUUAAUGGCGUGGAGGAUGAAAUGGCCCUCGCGCUGGAGCUGAGCCGGCGAGAUGGACAGCCCCGCCACUCGCCUCAGAAGCCACAAAUCCAAAACAGAUCACCUGUGGAGCCAGACAGACCCCGCCCCGGUCCUUACUCUGCUGCCACACAUCGGUCCUUUAGCUCCGCCCCUUUCUACCAUUACGGUGUUGCGGGAGGCAGCGAGGAGGACGAAGAUGAUGAAGACAUGCAGAUGGCUUUGGCAUGCAGCCUGUCAGAAAUGGAAGCCCAGCAGAGAGCAGCUGCUACAGACUUCAUAUCAGGUGCUGGGGGUGGGGGCAGAACAAAAACUGGUGGCCUUAAAGGAGGUAGAGUUGUUAAGACUGUACAUUUACAUGAGGCUGGUAGUGAAAAGAUUCUUGCAGUGGAGGAAGAUGAAGAGGGGGAGUUUAAAAUUGGCUCAGGGCCUGGAGGUGGGUGGGAAAAUGAGGGAAAGGGAAGCAGGGAACCAGGCUUCUCUCCUGAGUCAUCCACAACUGCCAACACUAUGCCACUAAGCCAAUGCAGUGAAGAAGAGUUUGAACCUGCCAUAAAAAAAAGUGAUAGCAGUGUGAAAAAGAAAAAGAAGUGCAGGUGUAUUGUGUGCUAAUAAAGUGUGUGUGUGUGCGUUGUAUUUGGGAUGCCUUAUUCUUUACACUUACCUAAGUGUUGAGCCUACAGCCAGACUCUCAUGUAACGUGAUUGCCAGACUCUUAGGCCCCAUCCACACUACUACAUUUUAGCUACAUUUGCACCCCCUGUCCAGACUAAAAAGGAGAAAACAAAGACCCAAAACGGAGAAGUUUGAAAACCCUGCUGACCCCGUUUUUCGUUGUGAAAAUCCAGAGGAUGUUUCAGUGAAGACAGGCAAAAACGGAGGACUUUAGAAACAAUGAUGCAGACGCUCACGCUUGGUUUUCUGAUUGGGUCAUCCAAGUCAUGCAAAGCAGAUACACAGUGCUACUGACAGAGUUUUUGACUUGGUAUUUUUAUUAAAAUCUUCUGAACCGUACAAAUAACACUUACCUCCUUACACUUGUUCUGUGCAUAUCGCUGUUUACUUUGCGAUGACUCCCAGGCUGUUUUCCGCCACCACGCUCCCAUGUUACAUUCAGUAACAGUCCCAGCUCUUAUUGGUCCAUGCAAAAAAAAAAUCUGGUCUGGUUCUUCACCUGCAUUACUUUAUUAUUUCGCCAAAUCUUCUGUAACUACAGAAUAGACCAUCUGCUUCAUGUUUACACCCGGCAUGCGCAUGCCAAGUGUAUGUGAACGGCCACUAGAUGUGCGUUUUCAGUCGUUUUAAUGUAGGCGGAGAUCAGCACUAAAAUGCAGAGAUUGUAUUUGUUUUAAUUCUCCAUUUUUAAACUUAAAAAGUGUAGUGUGGAUGGGGCCUUAAUUUGAGGUAGUGCCUCAACUGAUCACAAGGCUUUUAUGUAGCUUCAACACCUCUAAAAGAGACAAUGAGGCAACUUUGACAGGGUUUGUGUUGUCUUGCUGGUUUUCUUUGUUGAAUGCCAUCCCAGACAUUUCCAUACAGUUAACCUAUAGGGCUAAAAGUUCAAAUUGUUCAGUUUUUUAGGUAUGUGAAGCAAUACGGAGGAUUGUUUCUGAAUAUAUGUGAAUUUGCCAAAUAUUUACAUAGACUGAAAAGAGUGGAAGUAAAAGGGAUUUAGAUGUGGUAAGGUUGGUAGUUCUUUAAAUCCUAGUAAAGGUUUGUGUGUUGUGUGUGCAUGUUUUUCUGUGUGUUUGGGUCAUUUGAAACCCUGCCAUAGAAUUUUCUCAUCCUGACUCUCUGGCAAAGGGAAUGUGUGAGAACUGUGUCCCACUCAGCGCCGUCUGAAACAAUAGGUCAGGAUCUAAAGAAGGGCACAGAACUUUCUCAGCAUGACAUAAACACUAGUUUGAUUAAAAAAGACCUCUGUUUACUGGUCAGCUGAUACUAAUUUCUAGAAUAGGUGGAGAAACGCAGUUGAAGCAUACACUCACGCACUUUGCUAAAACAAAUACUUUGCAACUACUCACAGGCUUCCCAGUCAGAAUUGUAUAUACAGCUUGCAGCUUUUACACUGUUGCAGUUACAAUAGUGAUGAGCUCAUGUAUCAUUAAAUCUCUCAGUCUUGGCCUUGUUGACUUACUAAAUAUCAUAACCAUAUUUGGUCAGAUUGUUGAUGGGGGUGGUUUGGGGGGCCGUACAGAAGUUGGAAGGCAAAGCACAGUCUAGAGUGUGUACAGCUUUAUGACUGACUGUAAACCACAGUUACAACUUUUAGAAUAAUAUUUUAUUCUGAUCCUUUUGGUGCCUUUGCAUGCUUUAACUACUUUAUGAUGUGUUACAUUACCACUGAAAAUGUUCAAAGUCAGAAAAAAACAAAUGUAUUUCAAGCAGAGCAAAUGUAUUUUAUCUUUGAAUGGGGUUUUGCUGGUUUUAGAUGAUCUUUUUUUUUUCUUUUCAGCUUGCCACAAUUUAACUGCAUUGUGAUGGUUGUGCGAAUGUUUAAAAAUAUAGAGCUUCAUCACUAAAUCAGUGCUAGGUUUGAUUUCCCUUGGACUGGUUUGAACUGUUGGAGAUACUGUUGGACUAUAGCUGCAUUCUCAUUUUGGAAACAUCUUUUAAUUAAGUUCCCCUGCUUGCCCAAAAUGGCACAGACAGUAAUCUAUAACCUCCCUCCACCCGCAGUGAUUUUCUUCAGCCCCAAGAUUGCCUUAAUAGUUCAAAUAAAUCUAAAAACCCUGCAAAAAUGAAGAACACAUCUUGAGUUGAGAAUAAAUAAUAAUAGUCUGUGUUUUGGUUUAAAAUUGUGAUACAUACAUGCAGUUUACAGUUAUUAAUUUAUCAAUUUCCGCAAUGUCUUAUUUAAACCACAACAAUAUACGUGUUUGUUGGGAUACACAUUCCCACCUUUGCAUCAGAGCAAGACAUACUUUCAAUAGACAUCCAAAUAACAAUGUAGUUGGUAGAUGUAUGUGCACAGUCUUGGAAAGUGAAAAACAAUCCACAGACUGUGACUGCUGCUGUGGGUGUGUCAUGUGGACAGAGAGAGAGAAAAAAGAUUAUUGAGUUAUUUCCAUGUUGCUGCUGAAUGAAGCCCAAAGUUGCCUGAUUCCAAGGCUCUAAUGAAAUGCAAUCAGGCCAACCCAACCUGUGAACUACAAUACGAAAUAUACACACACACACACACACACACACACACACAGUAUCUUCAUAGAUAAAUAAUUACUAGUACCAGUAAUAUGGUAAAAAAUGAGAGAACAAUAGGUUUGUUAUUUGGUUAUAUAUUUUUCAUGAUUUCAUUUAUUGUAUGAUUCUUUCACUCUAAAGGAUAACUCAUCACUGGAAAAGAUAAAGAACAGCAGUGAGAAUAUGUCAUCAGUCACAGCAAAUUUUUAAAAUAAUUUUGACUCCAAACUGUCACUGCGUGUAGAGCUGGAUUGAGAGAGUAAGAGGCAGGUGGCUUCUCUUAUAAAUACACAGUAUGUCUACCUGUAAUGUUUGUGCUACUUUGUGCUGCCGUGUGUUUUUUUUAUUUUUAUUUUCAGAUUGUUAAAAGGGAAAUAACAAAUAAAGACUGAGUCGAAGAAGA